Messenger RNA from Triticum dicoccoides, 1178 nucleotides. RefSeq names its product xyloglucan endotransglucosylase/hydrolase protein 24-like. Gene Ontology annotation, cellular component: cell wall; apoplast. The transcript has 3 exons. The record is from RefSeq and is a predicted model, not a curated record. The coding region runs from base 66 to 956 and encodes 296 amino acids. Lineage: Eukaryota; Viridiplantae; Streptophyta; Magnoliopsida; Poales; Poaceae. Gene Ontology annotation, molecular function: hydrolase activity, hydrolyzing O-glycosyl compounds; xyloglucan:xyloglucosyl transferase activity. Gene Ontology annotation, biological process: cell wall biogenesis; xyloglucan metabolic process.
GCAAGAUAAAGGGUAGCUAGUUCCUCGGCACUGCACAAAGCGCCGGCAGAGAUAGCUAGCUAGCCAUGGCGCCAGCAUUGCCGUGUAGGCCAAAGCUGCGGCUCCUGUGCGUAGCCUUGGCCUUCCUCCUGGCCGUGGAUGUGGGCAGGGCGGACAUCUACGAGGACCUCGAGAUCAUAUGGAGCGCCGACCAUACCUACUACUUCAUGGACGGCGAGAGCGAGGCGCUGGCGCUCUCGCUGGACUAUAACCGGGGCUCCGCCUUCAAGUCCAAGGAAAUGUACCAUUUCGUCCGCGUCGACAUCGACAUCAAGCUCAUCGAAGGCAACUCCGCGGGCACCGUCUGCACCGUCUACACCAUCUCGGAAGGGCCGUGGGAGGUUCACGACGAGAUCGACCUGGAGUUCCUGGGCAACUCCACCGGCGAGCCUUACACCCUCCACACCAACAUCUUCGCCAACGGCGUCGGCGGCCGGGAGCAGCAGUUCAAGCUCUGGUUCGACCCCAGCUCCGACUACCACACCUACUCCAUCGUCUGGAACCCCAAGCGCAUCACGAUCGAGGUGGACGGCGUGACGGUCCGGACGUUCGACAACAACGAGGACCAGGGCGUGCCGUUCCCGUCGUACCAGCGGCAGCGCGUGUAUGGGAGCCUGUGGAGCGCGGAGGACUGGGCGACGCAGGGCGGGCGCGUCAAGACGGACUGGUCGCAGGCGCCCUUCGUCUCCUACUACCGCAACUACAACGUCACCUGGUGCCAGCCGUCGCCUGGCGUGCUGUGGUGCGGCACCGAGCCCGCCGAGUCCACGCACUUCAACCUCUCCCCCAAGGCGCUGGCCGACCUGCAGUGGGUGCGCGACAACCACUACGUCAUCUACGACUACUGCCUCGACAGGAGCGACCGGUACACCGACGCCACCAGGCCCAAGGAGUGCUCGCUCCCGCCCCGCCCGUAGUCGCUACUGUCACACGUCGGGGCAUCCGACACGGCGCAGCGACAGCAAGCGAGCGACGCCCGCUAGUCGUUCAUUCGUCCGGAUUUUUCACAGAGAUUUUUUUUUGAUUUCGGUUAGUUUUGUCUGAAUAUUUCCUUUUUUGCGGGUUGUCUAAAUAUUUCAUACAAUGUUCAUAAAAUCAAAUAUGUUCCCGAAUUUAAUAAAAAAAUAAUGAAUUCCAAA